Seminavis robusta is the source of this 963-nucleotide messenger RNA. The record is from the annotation of a GenBank genome assembly. NCBI's taxonomy places the organism in Eukaryota, Bacillariophyta, Bacillariophyceae, Naviculales, Naviculaceae.
AUGCGCCCCUUCAUGACACCCGUGGAAGAUCAAGCCCGUGCCAUGUCCUGUGUGGCCAAUGCCGUUGUGGGUGGCUACGAGUACAUUAUGAAACGCAACGGCGUGGAAAUUGAUUUUUCCCGCCUCUUUGUCUAUUACAAUGCCCGUGUCAAGGCCAAGGAAGCGGAGGCAGCAGCUGCAGCCAAGGUGGAUCCUUGCCAGGAUGCUCCAACCGAUAGUGAGGACUCAGAUGACGAUGAAGAAGACGAUGCCCAGGAAACUGUCAAACUCACCGUGGAAGACGUCGUACGAAGUCUCCAGAUUGUCGAUGAACCAUUUGGUCCCGACUUUCUUGCCGGCUACGAUGCCCCCCAAGAUGUCCAAAUUUUUAGCUUGGAGGAAGCCAUUGUGUCCUUGUGCUUGAUCGGGUCCGCCGUGGAUGGAUACGACCAAGUCGAAUCCGAUGCUGUGGACAGUCUGUUUCCCCUCUAUGGCUUGAGUGUCGACGAAUGGCUAAAAAAAUUCAUGGCCCUCAAAAACUCGCAGGGAUUUGACGCUUGUCGUGCCGCGUCCGUUGCCAUUAUCUUGGCGCACAAACUCGUGCAACUGGGCGAAGAGCUCCACUUGUCCGAUGAGUUUGUGUCCAACGUGUUUGCCACGCUUUUGCAGGAAAAACCCGACACCAUCUCCUUGGCAUUGCCAGCGCCACUCCGGCUCCAUUCUCGUGGUGUGGCCGUGGAUCAGCUCCAGCAGCGCUUGGUGGAUCUGGGAUACAAUGUCCAGGUCAAGGGCUUCUUUGGAAAGCCCACCCGACGAGCCGUUCGCAAAUUCCAAAAGGACAAGGGCCUCAAACAGGACAGCAUCGUUGGACAGAAACGUGGGAUGCUCUCUUUGCUUGAGGAGGCGAUCCUGAUGAGAGAACUUGGCUGGCUGAUUCCCUGUGACUUCGUAUCCCCCUUCGUACGUGUACCGGCGUGUCUGUGA